Brachypodium distachyon (stiff brome) is the source of this 584-nucleotide messenger RNA. RefSeq lists its product as uncharacterized. Lineage: Eukaryota; Viridiplantae; Streptophyta; Magnoliopsida; Poales; Poaceae. The transcript has a single exon. Bases 17 to 436 code for a protein of 139 amino acids. The record is from RefSeq and is a predicted model, not a curated record.
CGUGGCCGCGCACGCCAUGCCGGUCCACAAGGUCCGGCACGCCAGGGUCGGCAUGCUCCGGCUGCCGGCCAUGGGGCCGCCGCGGCACCUGAUGCUCGUGGAAGGGAACGACGACAGCGGGUUCCUCCUCACUGUGGGCCGCGGCCAGGCCGGCAUCACGGCCGUGUCGGCCGUGUACAUUCGGGCCGGCGGCCCGCCGUGGUACGCGGUCAAGAUGUGGGCCAACGGGCCGCCCCCGGCGCCGGGGAUGAAGACGGACAGCAGGGCGCACGCCGUGUUGGUGGAGAUCGUGGCGGUCUGCGGCGCGGCGCCCGGGGCCGUCGACGUGAAGGCGCUGCCCGUGCUGACGGUGCCGAGGAACUUCUUGGUCGGAGGAGCUGCUGGAGCGGCGGACAUGGUGCUGCCCGUCAGCGUUCGCGUCGACAAGAUGAGCUGACCUUGUAUGCUAAUGCAGCCUGCGAUUGUUAUUAGUGUCUGUAGGUGUCACUUUUCUUAGCGCCUGAUGGUUAGCUGGAAGUAACAUCUCUUGGGUUACAAUGAUCCUUAAUGUGAUGCCUGUGCAGGCUAGGUGUUUGAUAAAUUGA